GCCAGUGCGCGCGCUGGAGACCGCACCGCUCGGCGCGUCGGCGGCUCGGCAGGCGGCCCGCCGCCGGGCGCAGCUGGCCUGCGAGGCAGGCUUGCGGCAUGCGUGGGCGGCUCGUGGCGUGGCCGCCAGCGGGCAGCGCGCCCGACGCUGCGGCCGGCGUAACGCCGCGUGGCACGUGGCGCGCGUCCCGCCUCACGGCUUCACGCAGGCCACCGAUGAGGAACUCCAUUGGGCUGCCGCAGGGCCCCGCCUUGGAGCGACCCUCGGCUGUGAGCCACUGUGCGAGGAUGCCGCGGGGUACGUGGCGGCGGUCACGAUGCCCGUCGGCGUUCUUCCCGACGGCCCCGCCCCUGGCCAUCCCGCGGCGGCGGCGGGGGAUCGGCCCGCAGGGCUACGGGAGGCCGCCCCUCCCUUCGCGCAGGGCGCGGAGGCGUGGCCAGCUGCCGACGCUGUGCCGCGAGCGGCGGAGAAGGGCGCGGAGGACGAGGUGCGAGGCAGCCGAUGCUCGCGCGGUGCCGUCGUCUACUCAUCCUGUACGCUGGGCCCUGCCCGCGGCUGCACGCGCGGCGGGGGCCGCGACGGCGCUGCCGCGGAGGGCAUGCCCGCGCCGCGCACGCCGUGGCCGAGGACGCAGGAGCGGCCCAGGGACCUCUCCCCCGUGAAGGUGGUGAAGGAAGGCCCUGACCGCACGCCGAUGGACACGGUCUCGGGGGCCGUGCCGAUUCUUGGCGAGAGCGCUGGCGAAGGUCAGGGCUCGGGCGCCCAGUUCAUCGUGGACGAUGCCCCUGGCUUCUGCUUGCCUGCCGCCUGGGCUGCGGUUGCGACCGCGAGGGCGUUGCGGCGGCGAUCGAGCCAGCCUUUCGCGCGUCGCCGGGCGGAGCUGGCAGGCGAGGCCCUGGCGGCCACGCAGCGGUUCCGCACGCUCUUCAACGCCUGGUGGGAGGUCUGGCCGCACGUCGAUGACGACGUGUACCCCGCCACCGCGGCAUUCGACGACUACGGCUUCAACGGUUCCGUCGGCGCGGACUGGGUGCAGCGGCCCUUCGAGCCGCAGGUCGUGCGCCCGCCGCCGCCGCCGCCGCCUCCACCCCCUCCUCCCCCUCCCUCCAGUUCGGCCCGUGGCGACGGCCGCCGAGAGUUCACCCCG
Messenger RNA from Prorocentrum cordatum, 1147 nucleotides. The record is from the annotation of a GenBank genome assembly. Lineage: Eukaryota; Dinophyceae; Prorocentrales; Prorocentraceae.